Molecule: messenger RNA, 264 nt
Organism: Prunus armeniaca (apricot)
Lineage: Eukaryota; Viridiplantae; Streptophyta; Magnoliopsida; Rosales; Rosaceae
Source: the annotation of a GenBank genome assembly
AUGAAAUGCUCAGCAGAGAGCAAGGGUACCUCCCCAGUUGCCUUGAGACAGUUUAUGCCCCACGAGUAUCGGGGACGCCUGAACCGUGUGGUGCGAGGAUUGCGACUCAGGCUAACUAAUGGUCCCCUAAGACCUGCGAGGAAUGCGGCUCGGAUGGACUUGGUGUCUCCGGGACCUGCGAGGAUUGCGGCUCAGAUUGAAGUUUUAUCUCUAAGACCUGCGAGGAAUGCGGCUCGGUUAACUUUGUGUUUCCGAGACCUGUGA